Messenger RNA from Danaus chrysippus (African queen), 5025 nucleotides. The record is from the annotation of a GenBank genome assembly. NCBI's taxonomy places the organism in Eukaryota, Metazoa, Arthropoda, Insecta, Lepidoptera, Nymphalidae.
AUGGAUCACGCGGUGAAGGCUAUGUCCGACCGGGGACCGGUGGCGAGGCUUUUUACUCGCCGUCGCUUCGAAUCCGUCGAGUUAGAGGAACUCUACGCUCGGUACGCUUGUAAACUCCAGCGUACAUCUGUGGGAUAUGCUCUCGCGCUGUGGGCUGUCCUGGCCGCGGCACUGGCUGCAGUUGAUGCUACACGAGGCUGGAGACGAGCACCUCAGGUUGGCGUCCUUAGUGCUCAUGCAGUACUCUGCGCCGGUCUGGCUUGGUGGUGUGGUCGUUCUGGGGGUGUGACUCCUGAGCGUCGCUUGCCUCGUGCUUGCUGGCUGGCUCUGGCUGGUGGUGGAACAGCUUUGGCAGCAACGUUGCCAGUAUGGAGCCCUGGCUCGGCGGCAGAGGGCGCUGUCCACGUGGUGUGGGCCGUGUUCGCCGCUUAUGCUCUUCUUCCUGUGGGCGCGCCGGUUGCAGCAGCUUUUGGUUUACUGUUGCCGAUAGCACACACCAUUGCUGCCGCCCUAGUUGCUCAUCGAUUUCCAUACCACAUAUGGCAGCAGAUGGUGGGUAACGUAGCGGUGUUCAUUUGCGUGAACGUGGUAGGUGCUUUGAUGCACUCUCUCAUGGAGACAGCACAGCGGAGAGCUUUCCUCGAUACAAGGAACUGCAUCGCCGCCAGACUUGACAUGGAAGAUGAGAAUGAAAAACUGGAGAGGUUACUGCUCUCAGUACUGCCACAGCACGUCGCGGUCGAGAUGAAAAACGAUAUAAUAUCACCAGUAGAAGGACAGUUCCACAAGAUCUACAUACAGAAUCAUGAGCAAGUCAGUAUUUUAUUUGCGGACAUCGUCGGUUUCACGGUAUUGGCGUCGCAGUGCAGUGCUCAGGAGUUGGUGAGGCUUCUCAACGAACUCUUCGGCAGAUUCGAUCAACUUGCCAAUGAUAAUCACUGUCUCCGCAUCAAAAUCCUGGGUGACUGUUACUACUGCGUGUCCGGGUUGCCAGAGCCUCGGUCCGAUCACGCUCGCUGCACCGUCGAAAUGGGAUUAGAUAUGAUAGACGCCAUCGCUUCUGUGGUGGAAGCGACAGACGUCCAAUUGAAUAUGCGAGUUGGUAUUCACACUGGGCGGGUGCUCUGCGGCGUGCUUGGUCUACGGAAAUGGCAGUACGAUGUUUGGUCCAAUGACGUCACGCUCGCAAACAAUAUGGAGGCCGGAGGGGAGCCGGGCCGAGUUCAUAUAACGCAAGCGACUCUAGAAUGUCUCGGCGGCGCUUACGAAGUGGAACCAGGCCAUGGAGCCAGUCGGAACGCGUAUCUACGUGAUCAUUCCGUACAGACGUAUUUCAUCAUCCCUCCUCCACGACGGAGAAAAAUGUGCCUGUCUGCUGGUGUUGGUUUGGGCUCAGGGUCUCGUCGCAAGCUGUCUUUUAAGAACGUUUCCAACGUAGUGGUCCAGCUGUUACAUUCUAUCAAGUUCAAUGUAGAUGUACCCUUUUCGAACAUGGCCGCCUCGCCACAGGAGCUAAAGGCAAACGCUGCUAGGAAGGUGCUGGACCUGCGGAGAGCGCUGCACGCGGAGCCUGGCUCGGCGGAGGCGCUGCGGCUGGCUGCUCUGCGCGGCGACCACAAUAAGGUAACGGAGAAAUUCAAGCGGCCGCUGAAAAAGCGUCAUUCGUCUGUUUACCACCAGCCCACUAACCGCGUCAAUAAGUAUCUCGCGCAAGCCAUCGACGCGAGAUCCGUGCACCGCGAGAAGGCUACCCACGUUCAUCUCCUCACGCUUUGUUUCAAAGAAGGGAGUGACAAGGAAGCACAAUAUCGGGCUUCAACUGACGGUGGUUGGGCGGGGUCCCUUAGUGCGGCCCUCGGAGCGUUAGCCGCUGCAGGCGCGCUCCAAGCUGCAAUACUUCCUCGAACCACCAUACUUCUUCUCCUAUUUGUGACAGCGUUCGCUUGGUCCGCCGCCGUCCUGGCUCUUACUCUUGCCGCUCGACUGAGACUCAUACCUUGCGACGUAUCCAGACCUUUCGCUCUCAGGAAUGCUAUAACUACUUUCACCAUCGUUCUUGGUUACGCUGUUGGACAAGUUAACGUCAUAACGUGCCGUGAGAUCGAAGUUUGUAAAAAGAUAUCAGAGAAUACGACCACGAUGGAGGAAGUAAGAUCUGCUACCGGCGAUGUCGCAGCUGCUCUAUGGAGUAGUAACGAUCAUUUAGCGUGUCCCAUACCUUUGUAUAUAACGCUUGGUUGCUGUCUCAGUAUGCUGACCGUGGCUGUGUUUCUACGCUUACCGAUUUUGGUGAAAGGAAUACUUCUAGCUGUUAUGACAGCCGGAUACGUAGCUGUUAUAUUGGGAUUUCAUAGAGACCUCUUCGACUGUUACGAUCUCAUGACGGAUACUGGUCCAAUAUCAUCGUCAUAUUCUUCGUGCGCGUGGACGGUGGCGCUGGCGCUUGCCGUGUUGCUUCACGCUCGUCAGACCGAGUGGACUGCCAGGCUUGACUUCUUGUGGCAGGUCCAGGCGAGAGAUGAAAAGAGAGAAAUGGAUGCAUUGCAGGCAUCGAACAGAAGGAUAUUAUUUAAUUUACUGCCAGCUCACGUUGCGACGCAUUUCUUGGACAACCAAUUCAGAACAAAUAUGGAUCUGUACCAUCAAUCGUAUCAGCGUGUGGGAGUGGUCUUCGCUUCAAUCACCAACUACCAUGAGUUCUACAUGGAGUUAGAUGGAAACAAUCAAGGCAUGGAGUGUUUAAGGCUCCUUAAUGAGAUCAUAGCUGAUUUCGACGAGUUAUUAGGAGAAGAUCGUUUCGGUGCCAUUGAUAAAAUUAAAACGGUUGGAUCGACUUACAUGGCUGCUGUCGGGCUCAUACCAGACAAGAAAAUGACCGACGACGCGAGCACACGGAAACAUAUGGCCAACUUAGUUGAAUUUGUGUUCUCAAUGAGAGACAAACUGAAAGAUAUAAACGACAAUUCCUACAAUAAUUUUAUGCUUCGUGUUGGUAUAAACGUAGGACCGGUGGUAGCUGGAGUUAUCGGUGCUAGAAAACCUCAGUAUGAUAUCUGGGGUAAUACAGUUAAUGUAGCCUCUCGGAUGGAUUCUACUGGGCUACCGAACCACACUCAAGUUACCGAGGAGGUAUAUCAGGUGUUGAAGGACAUGCCUUAUCAAUUUGUAUGCAGAGGAAAAGUAAAAGUCAAGGGAAAGGGCGAAAUGACUACUUAUUUCUUGACUGACAGAGCACCUUCUAACGGAAAUCUGCACAAUCCGUCUAAUGGUCAACCACAAAAUCCACCUACAGCUUAUGGUGGCGUAGCAACACCUCUAGCGAUGUUACAAAACUCAGCACGAAGAACGGCUACUCAACCAUCUAGACUCCCUCCCGUUCGAGAAGCCUCGGUAGCGGGUGAGAACGAACCACUGCUGCCAUCCAAUGGCUAUCAUAAUGGCAACAAUCAUAAAGGCAGCAAAGGGCGAAGGAAUAAAGAGUCCGAAGAUACACCACCUCCCCCGCCUCCUCAUGGAAUAAAUGGAAAUCCUCGUUGGCCUCCUCCUAGAGCGUUAGUACCACCUUGGCCAAGACCGCAAGAGACGCGACCUCCGGCCGUACAUAAGAGAAGGCCUCCCGCGAGACUUCCUAGACCACGGUCUAGUGAAAGCCUACCUUUAGCCAGAAGUCCGAGGGUGCACUCUUCUGCUGAUGAAUUGAGUUCACUUACCCGUUCCCCUAGUCUUAGCUCCUCAGAUGAAAGUUAUUCGCGAACAACUGACGCCUCUCCUUCCCCUCCACGACCUACCCCAUGGCUGCCACCUCAUCGACCUCAACGAAAUGAUCCUAACCCCUCAUACGACUAUCCACCCGUCCGUUUAAACAAACCCACUCCGAACUUUAUUAAUGAAAUUUAUGCGAAACAUAAAUUAAAUAAAAAACCGUCACUGGACGAUAAAAUAUUAGACGGGAACUUCGGUUUUCAAAAAGAAGAGGAGAAAUUGCAGAGAAGCAUAAUAAAUAUGCUUCAAGCAUCCGUUAAAAGAGACAGUUGUAGUCAGACUGAUAAGAAGGAUGUACCUCAUCGAUUUACCCAAAGAACUAGUUCAUUCUCAAGUUCAGGCAGUAGACCGAAUAAUUUGAAACAUUUGAAUCACGAUAGCAGAGAAGUAUUCACUAAAAGAAGUCCAUCGGAUGUGGCAUGCGUCCCGCCAUUUGAAAGAGAGAUUCAAAGACUGCUCGAAGAUAAAAAUCUCAUUAAAUUAAAUUCACCCAAAUCGGAGAGGAAGGAAUUGAAACUAGAAUUAAGGUCACCUCAUUCUUCAAUGGAGCUUCGAAAUAACAAUAAUAACAGUAGUCCACUACAUGCGGUUGGUUUGGCGGCUAUUACUCAGCUGGUUCGUCGUGAGCCGAGUCCCGCCCGACCGCGCCCUCCCCCCUCGCGACCCUCCCCUCUCAAACCCUCCGCGGACUUCCCCGGAGUCCUACCCACAGAUGUCAUCGUAGAACUACCUUCGCCUACGCAUAAAGCGGAACAGAAUACCGGUGUGCAAGGUUCUAGAAGUUCGGAGAUGACAUCUUCCAAAGAUAAACAGGAGAAGGAAGUACAGGAUAGACUUAGUCGGAUUGCUACCACCAAUCAUAGAGAAAUGGGCAUGUACGGGGAGAGUCAGUCAGAAUGGAGUUCAUCAUGUUCGGAGGGAGAGGGUGAGGGAGACGGGGGUCAGCCGGAGAGCACGGGUUAUACUACUGACGACCCCGCACUAGAGAAUGUAUCCAUGUUGAACGAGGCCGGACUGACUGACGCGGAGGCGGCCCUCAGCGAUGUGAACUCUUGCUACUUGGACCGUGACGAUGACGUGUCCUCCCGCGCCUCCUCUCGUCUUCUCGACUCCGAGGCGCUAGUGUCGCUUGAGUCUCUCAGCGCCAUCUAUGAUUCAGACGAGCCGGCUCACCGCUAUCUCGCCAAUAUUCGCACCGUCAGCGAAUCCAUUACAAGGAACUUCGGCCAGCCCGCUCACGUCACUGACGAGAGCGACGUCUAA